AUGUACGCGCACGGCGUCAGUCCGCUGGCUCCGCCCAGCCUGUAUCAGCACCCGGAGGGCUACGCGCCGGCGCCUGUCGGGUCGCCCGCGCAUGCACCGCGAGGCUCGCCCAAGUACGCGAACGGCGGGUCCGCGACCCCGGGCCUGGUGACCCCUACGAACCGCGGCGGGGUGCCCGUCGCCACGAGUUCGCACAGCUUUCCGCCGUCGGCUCCGCCCGCAGCGGGCGGCCAGCCCCCUCCGGUCGGCGGGACGGCGCCUCCGAGUCGCAGGGGCGGGAACGGCUGCUUUCUGUUUGCAGUGAUCAUGCUGAUCACGUUUCUCUACUUGGGCUACGUUUGCAUUCUCCUGUACCCACUGCUCUGGCCCGAGCCGUCCGUUCUCGGCAUGACGCUCUUCGCCGCCUUCCACGUCUGCUUCUGUCUCCUCCUCGCCGCCUUCUUGAAGGCCGUCUGCACGGACCCCGGCCGCGUCCCGGCUAACUGGGGCUUCUACAUGGGCGACGAAAACAAACGCAGGAGAUACUGCAAAGUCUGCAACGUCUGGAAACCCGACAGAACGCACCACUGCUCCGCCUGCGGCCGAUGCGUGCUGAAUAUGGAUCACCACUGCCCGUGGAUCAACAACUGCGUGGGCUUCUACAACCGCAAAUACUUCAUCCAGCUCCUGGUGUACGCGCUCGCCUGCCUCUUCUUCAUCUUCGUUCACGGGUUUUACUUCAUCUUUUUGGAGAGCGUCCGCACCACGACGCAGCGCUACCCGACGUCGCCGACGCAUGCGCACGAGGGAUUCCCGGAUAUGCCCGAAGCGUCCGCGCUGACUGUUUUGAAAUACGUCUACGUCUGCCUCAUGCUCUUCUUUUCUAUGGUUCUCAUCUUCGCCCUGAUUCCGUUCUCCAGAUUCCAUUUGAACCUCGUUUUGAAGAACUCGACGACGAUCGAGAACAUGGACGUCGCGAACCGAGACCGGAAUCGCUACGACCUCGGCGUGAGCAGAAACAUUGAACAGGUUUUUGGAGCGAACCCGUGCUGCUGGAUGGUUCCUGUCCAGUUCGCUGCCAAUCGCCCUGUGGGCGACGGCGUGCGCUGGAAUAUGCACUACAUGGUCGCGGGAGAAGAUCAGGUCUAG
Molecule: messenger RNA, 1128 nt
Organism: Besnoitia besnoiti
Lineage: Eukaryota; Apicomplexa; Conoidasida; Eucoccidiorida; Sarcocystidae
Product: DHHC zinc finger domain-containing protein
Exons: 6
Coding region: 1-1128 (375 amino acids)
Molecular function (GO): palmitoyltransferase activity
Source: RefSeq, a predicted model, not a curated record